UGUCCUGGACCAAUUACGCCCUCGCUGAGAAAGGCAAUUCAAAUGAGUGAACUUUUAGGAACAUGUGGGAUGUGUGUGUUGGCACAGUUUCUGUUUGUCUUCCUUAGACACAUGUUCUGACAUUGAGGCGAACCGCGGUAGGUGGUGCGCUCUUUUGGGAGAGCAGUGACUCAUUCAGUAUUCCUGCUCCGUCCGUUCUGCCGGCAGCUCGGCUUCAUUCUCGGAAUCACCGCCUCGCAGCGUCUGGAGACCAACUUCUGCGUCUGAUGCGCACACAGCACCUUGUCCUGGACCAGAUCCCAUCAUAUUUCCGAGGAACAGACCGGGUCUCUGUACUUCCGCGGGACAUAAACACGCGAAGCCUCGGACAGGGUGUCUCAGCCGGCACCAAAUUACAACAGGGAACUACCUCGACGUUUUUCGCUUGUUCCUCCGUUGCGCGCACACUCAUCCAGCACCGACCUCGACCAUGACUUCGGCUCUGACGCCCACUACAGCCCUCUACAUUGGGAUGGAGGCGGUGAUCGCCUUGUCCUCGGUCAUCGGGAACGUGAUGGUGGUGUGGGCCGUGCGCAUUAACAGGUCUUUAAGGGACACCACGUUUUGUUUCAUCGUCUCCCUGGCCUUGGCUGACAUUGCGGUGGGCGCGCUGGUCAUCCCCCUCGCCAUCACCAUCAGCAUCGGACUGAAGACGCACUUCUACAGCUGCCUGCUGGUCGCCUGCACGGUGCUCGUCCUCACGCAAAGUUCCAUCCUGGCACUUCUGGCAAUCGCCAUCGACCGCUACCUGAGAGUGAAAAUACCCAUGAGCUACAAGCAGGUCGUGACCCCUCGGCGAGCAGGCACGGCCGUGUUGCUGUGUUGGCUGGUGUCCAUCGUAGUGGGCCUCCUGCCUAUGUUCGGCUGGAAUAACCUGCAGCGCCUCCGGGACAACGGCUCCCUGAUCGACGAGGACCUGUUGGUGACCUGCGAGUUCGAGACGGUCAUCAGCAUGGACUACAUGGUCUACUUCAACUUCUUCGGCUGGGUGCUGCCCCCUCUGCUGCUCAUGCUGGCCAUCUACGUGGAGAUUUUCUACAUGAUCCACAAGCAGCUCAACAAGAAGGUGAGCGCGAGCCACACGGACCCCAGACGUUACUUCGGCAAGGAGCUGAAGCUGGCCAAGUCUCUCGCCCUUGUUCUUUUCCUCUUCGCAGUCAGCUGGCUUCCCCUCCACAUCCUCAACUGCGUCACCCUCUUCUGUCAGACCCCCGUCGAGCCCAAGGAUCUCAUUUACAUUGCUAUCAUCCUCAGCCACGGCAACUCAGCCGUCAACCCCAUCAUUUAUGCUUUCCGCAUCAAGAAAUUCCGCACAGCGUUCCGGAAAAUCUGGAAACAGUACUUCCUUUGUCAGGAUCCGGUCGGCCGGCUUCCUCAAAGAGGGAGCCAGAGAGGACAGAGUCAUGACAGGAGGCUUAGGCAGAUUGAUGAUGACGAUGAUGAUGUGUGAUCUCCGCCAACUAAUUGUGUUGCUGUGUAACUGUGAAUUUUCACUCAAAUGGUCCCAGAAUGGAAAAGCACUCUGACUUUGUGCUCACACUUGAGGGAAUAUCGGUAAAAAAAAAGGCCUUAAUGGCAUUGAGGGAUGUCAGAGGGAUUCAAAAGACGGGGGAGGAUUUCCUCCAUCCAUGCUUCAAGAGGACAGGGACAAAUCAGAAUGGAGUCAAUCAACAUUCUGAGUCAGUAUGAUUUAGUAAGGACGGUUUCUCCACUGGCUGAAUAAAUGAUGACAAUGUCUUACGGGAUAUGGGGCUUCUCAUGAGUGUAUUCAGUAAGUGUAUUGUAUAUCUGUAGCACAUAUGGUUCGAUAGCAGUGCAUCCUGAACUGCUCAAUAUUUCUGUACUAAAACUCUUUUCGCCUUUUUCAUGGGAUUCAUCUCACAUCGUUAAGCCUUUUAUGUUUGCUUCACAUUUGCUACUUUCUGUGGCCUUAAGGGAAGAGAAACAAAGACGAGAAGCUGGAGGAACAUUCAGCAAUUUAUUAAUAAUUGUGGGCAAACACAAAGUUGGCACAACCUGCUGUGAGAGUCACUAGGAUUCAGGGUGUAUGUUGGCUGCAUCAUGGGUUAAACUCCAAAAAUAGGACUAUUUAUUUCAGCUGCGUUAAUGGAAAAGUUAUGCAAUCACAGAAAAAUCAUACGCACAUCUAUUAAGUGUCAGGUUUGCAGAGAUUUAUUUGCAACGUUUACCAAACCUUCAUCAGGCAAAUGGUUUAGAAGCUGUCUAAAGGUGUAGCUAUUGAUUUCAUGAUAGAGACUGUGAUGUAGCUUAUUGAUGUUUGAUAUAUCCUAGUGUGUGAGAGAAACAUGAUUGCUAGUCCUGGUCUCUUACCAAAACGUUGCAAAACAAAUCUCUGCAGAAGACAUUGUGCAGAGCUUUUUUCCCCCAUAAAGUUACGCAGUUACUCCUCAGACACAUGUGGUCUGUGGAGCGUAACCACAUGUGAAGGUUUAUUUGUAUCUUUUGAAAUACUUGAUAGCUGUAGCUGAAAGAAAAAAUGCUGUGGAUAUGGACAAUGGUACAGCAUCCUAUUGUAACUCUGUCACUACACCAGUGCUGUUCAACAGAAGACUGUGAAUCUAAAGGAUGUCCCUGCAUCCAAUGAGCUUCAUUUAUGUACAUCUAUGUCACCUCUACCAGGACCUGUCCACGACACACCAGUGUGACUUUUUCAAACCUCUUCUCCGGAACUCUUUGGGAUGAAGUUGGUUUGAUGGUGUAGCUUCAGCACAUGCUCUUUUCCUACAGGGCUGAUAAUGACACAGGACUGCUGACACUGACAAUGUGCACUGUAUGUAACUAAUGUAUGUGUAAAUAGUAAUGGGACAUUUUAUACAUCUGCGUAAAAUUCACCUCACUGAGCAAACAGCUGAUUGGAUCUCAUCUGUCCUCUGACAGCUGUUGGUUGAGUGAACACACUGGGGAAUCCAGCCUCCAAGCACCGCAUUUCAUUUUUUAUGACAAUGAAAACAGUGAGCAGACGACAUGACCACAGCAUAUGGUGAGGCCUGAUUUGAAUUGUUUAUGCUGAAAGUGCAUCAGCAGGUGGAGGCAUUAAAAUCUGCCCUGUGCUUUAUGACAGUAACAGAAUCUCACUUUCCACCACUGGUGCUUCUCCUCCAUUUUAGUCGGAGCACACAUGGAUCUUCUGUCAGUCGGCAGAGAGCAGCUUCAUGCCUGAGUAAGUGUGGGGGUGAGGAGGGUGCAGGAUUCCGGGGGUGAGGGUGAACAUUAUUAUGGUCUCAAGGAAACGAGCAGUUGAGACUGAGACUGUCUAAUGAGGCCUCUGAAUGUGACCUUAUAGAUUUCUCUCGUGUGUGUUUUUUAAAACAGUAAAACGUUCAAGUGAAAUCCAUUUCGGUGGAAUCUAAUGAAAUUAGAUGAUCAGCUAUGGAUGGUGCGACGCUACUGAAUGUGCUCAUGUAGUAUUAAAAACUUUGUUAACCCAGAGAGCUUUAUUUCCUCAAAUAAAAUGUGCAACGGGGAAGUUAACACAGAAGCUCUUCACCACGAGGCUCAGCCCCCAUCUCUUUUUUAUGGACACUUGAAUGUCAGUCUGGGAUUCCACUGCCACUUUGAAUGUUGGAUGCAAAAAAAAAUGGCUCCACAACAACUACAGUGGACAGCACCAAAAAGCAUCUUCAUGUAAAAUGUAGUGAGCAAUUUUGUUUUACUCUUAAUACUGUUCUCUUUCUUUAUUAGUAAUAAAAAUACAAUAAUCUAA
Molecule: messenger RNA, 3763 nt
Organism: Pleuronectes platessa (European plaice)
Lineage: Eukaryota; Metazoa; Chordata; Actinopteri; Pleuronectiformes; Pleuronectidae
Product: adenosine receptor A1
Exons: 3
Coding region: 470-1489 (339 amino acids)
Biological process (GO): G protein-coupled adenosine receptor signaling pathway
Cellular component (GO): dendrite; membrane; synapse
Molecular function (GO): G protein-coupled adenosine receptor activity
Source: RefSeq, a predicted model, not a curated record